Clarias gariepinus (North African catfish) is the source of this 3933-nucleotide messenger RNA. RefSeq names its product mediator complex subunit 22 (gene med22). Gene Ontology annotation, biological process: regulation of transcription by RNA polymerase II. Bases 119 to 541 code for a protein of 140 amino acids. Gene Ontology annotation, cellular component: mediator complex. The record is from RefSeq and is a predicted model, not a curated record. Gene Ontology annotation, molecular function: transcription coregulator activity. The transcript has 4 exons. NCBI's taxonomy places the organism in Eukaryota, Metazoa, Chordata, Actinopteri, Siluriformes, Clariidae.
CGCGACUCGACGAUGGGAAGUGACGUCAUAACCAAGGGACAGAAGAGAGCCGAGUUGUUUGGGAAAUUCUUCGCAAAAUUGAGACAGAGAGAAACCUGAGCAGAGGAAAUUAAAGGAAAUGGCCACACAGAGGGUGCUCCCACAAAGUAAAGAGACUCUUCUACAGAGCUACAACAAGAGGCUGAAAGAUGACAUUAGAUCCAUACUGGACAACUUCACUGAGAUUAUCAAGACUGCCAAGGUAGAAGAUGAAACGCAGGUCUCAAGAGCAACACAAGCCGAACAGGACCACUAUGAAAUGCACGUCAGAGCUGCCAACAUUGUGCGAGCUGGUGAGUCCCUGAUGAAACUGGUGUCAGACCUGAAGCAGUUCCUGAUUCUGAACGAUUUCCCAUCUGUAAAUGAGGCCAUCAGUCUGCGCAACCAGCAGCUGCGUGCCCUACAGGAGGAAUGCGACAAGAAGCUAAUCUCCCUGCGCGAUGAGAUCGCUGUUGACCUGUACGAGCUUGAGGAAGAGUAUUACUCCUCCAGGUACAAAUAGAUCAUCCAGAGACCCUGCAGUCCUGCAGUCGAGAAUCAUAUGCAUACUCUCUUAUACGCACAUACCCAAUAACACACACCUUUGUGCCUUAGACCACAACCUGUGUGAGUGUCCAUGUUCAUGAAUUGAGACAUUCACAAACUGUAGUGCCUUUAAAAUGAAACAAAAAUAUAUAAAGGGUUCAAAUUUUAUUAUAGCUUUUAUUAUUAUUAUUAUUAUUAUUAUUAUUAUUAUACAGUAUUUUAAUAGUAGGAUAGUCAAAAGGACUAAAAAGGAAAUCUUAAAACCACCAAAAGAUUUUGCCAAAGUAAAAAAUUAUGUGAGAGUGGGCUUGGAUAAUGAAAAUACAGUAAGUGUGCUACUACUGAAAAUCAAAUCAAAUAAACGUACAUACAGUACACAACAUAUCUAACAAUAAGUUAAGUAAGGAUACUAGAAAAUGUGAAAUUUAAUAGUAUUCUCUCAGCAAUAAGCCUUGCUUUUUUUUAAGGUUAUGUAAUGAUGGUGUUGGCUCGAGGAGUUGGUUGCAAACACUAGUAGCUUAACCUUAUGUCUAAUUCCAGUUAGAGGUACAGUGCUGUGAAAAAACGUAUUUGCCCCUUCCUGAUUUAAAAAAUUUUUUUUUUUGCAUGUCAUGCCUAAAUGAUUCAGGUCAUUAAAAAAUAUAUAUAUUAUUACCCACAGAUAACUCGAGUAAAUACAAAAUGCAGUUUUUUAAAAGAUGGUUUUAUUUAUUAAAGGGGAAAAAGCUGUACUAACCUGCCUGAUCCUAUUUGAAAAAGUAAUAACUGGUUGUGCCACCCUUUGCAGCAACAACUGCAAUCAAGCAUUUGCAAUAACUGACAAUGAGUCUAUCAAUGAGUCUAUCAGGAAUUUUGGCCCACUUUUUGAUUGCAGAAUUGUUUUGAUUUGCCUCAAUUGAAGGGUUUAUCAGCAGAAAGAGUCUGUUUAGAGAUCUCAAUUGGAUUUUAGUCCGGACUUUGAUUAUUCCACUCCAAAACAGAGGUGGACUUGCUGGUGUGUUUUAAAUCAUUGUUCUGCUGAAUAACCCAAAUGCAGCAGGACAGUGAUUGACCUUUCAAACAGAUGGCCAGACAUUCUCAUCCCAAAUUCCGGCGGAGUGCACCAAUUAUGGCAAGAUUUCCAGGUCCUAAAGGUGCAAAGCAGCCCCAGAUCAUUACACUACCACCACCAUGUUUGACUGUUGGUAUGAUGUUAUUUUUAUGAAAUGCUGUAUUAGUUUUAUGCCUUAUAAUUAAGUUUUUUUUUGGCAAAUGUUAGACAAGCCUUUGGGUUCCUUUUUUUUGCUCAGCAAUGGCUUUCUACUUGAAACUCUCCCAUGUAGGCCAUUUUUGCCCAGUCUCUUUUAUUUUCAUGACCAAUGACUUUAACUGAGGCAAGUGAGGCCCGCAGAUUUUUAGAUGUUGUUUUGGGUUCUUUUAAAAUAUCCUGGAUGAGUCGUAAUUGUGCUCUUGAAGUUAUUGUGGUAGGCCGGCCACUCCUGGGAGGGUUCACCACUGUUCAAGGUUUUCUCCAUUUGUGAAUAAUAGCUCUCUAUAGAUAAAAUGUGGUUUCCAGGAGUCCUAAACCCUUAAGAAUGGUAACCCAUUAGUUUCUUGGUAACCCAUUAGUUUUUUUAUCCUUUGGUUCUUUAGAUACUUUUUCACAGCUCUAAAGGAUCCUACGAAUAAAUGUAAAAUAUUAGGCUUAGGGGCACAGUCAGGUCCAUAAGUAUUUGGACAGUGACGAUUUUUUAUGUUGCUUCUCUGUAUACCACCACAUAUAUUGUAGACUGUAUUUAUAUCUAUUAGUGUAUAUUGAAUAUGUGAUAAGUCACAGUGUAACAAGCAGCUAAACUUACUGAUCAGACCUGUAUAAAACUGGCCUUAAAUGGUUAAUGAGCAUGGUAGAUUGACCUACUGACCAUUUUAUACUGUCUCAAAGAUUAUAAUCCUUGUCACUAAAAGUUCCUUAACAUAGUGGCUACAAGUAUUUUAAAAUGCCAGUUGUGGCCUAUUUGUCUAAUAAUUUGUUUCGACAAAUGUCAUUUUACACUGCUAGAGCAUUUCAUAUUGGGUGUACAUAGACUAGGGCCAGUGUUACUGCAGGCUUUUAUUCCAACCAAAUACAAAGCACUUGAUUAAAGUUAGAAUGGAGGUCUGCACCCAAGUCGGCGAGAUAAGAUUGGAGACCUGUACUAUAAACAAAGAGCUAGUUUGUGUUGCUUGCUUAUGCUUGAUUAGUUUGCUUUGCUUAAAAAUUCAAUGAAUUUUUAAACAAAGCCAGUUUGUACAAGUUUCAGCCAAGGUCAUAGUCAUGCACUGAAAAAAUUGUAAUAAAACAAUUACUUAUUUUUAUACUUUGUAGACAUAUAGUAAGAACAACAAUGAAACUUCUAAAGAUUAAAGUUAUCUUGGGCUUUUAAGCUGGGAAUUAGCUACUUUUUAAUACUUUUAUUAGUUCUGUUUCAGCAUUUUUGGUUCAGUCCGCUGGAAUAAUUCCAGGUCUACCACAAUCCACCAAGUGAUGACUCCCGAGUUAAGGUGUACAGAAAUGAAAGAAAGUUAGGAUGUUGCAGAGAUUAGGUUGGAAAUUAUCUACCCCUUUCGCUGGGUGCUUGUGUGUUGAUUUUUAUUUAUGCAGUGCAAAUAUGUUUUUCAUUUUCUUUUUAGAAGUAUAAAAUAAUUGUUAGACAUUCACCACUUAUAUAAUCAAAUCACUCUAUUCCAGUAUUUCCAGUAGUAUAGCACCCAAUGCAAUUAUUUUGAUAAUUAGUUUUGUUUAUGUGAAAUAAAAAUUAAGUUUAGUUCAGCUUUAAUAAUAAAGCUAAAGGAUACUGAGCUGCUGGUGCCUAAUUGUAAACGGUGCUCAUGCUUUAACUUUCCAGAGAAUGUGCAGCUCAGAAUGAGUCUAUGUUGUGUUAUGUUUUUUCUCCAGUCAUUAGGUUUUUAUAUUCUAUGCUGUUGAAUUGGUUGAACAGAUGUUGUAAUGCACUAAAGUAGGUAUUUAUGUAGAAUCUGUACUUCUAAAACAAGGAGCACUCUGAUAACUUUCGUAAUGUUUCUUGUAAUUUUAUGGCUUUGGAAUUCUUUUAUUGUAUAGAAUUCAAAGAGAUUCUAAUUGUCCUGUAAAAAUGUUAAUCAAAAGUUGUUUGAUUCCAUAUAAAUACAUUUUUAGCUUGCACUGGUAACAUCUAUACUGUUAACACUUAUUUUUAAAGCUAAAGAGUUAUGCCUUUAACUAGAAACCUCUGUCUUAAAUAAUGUAAGAGAUCAGCUCUGGAUAAAUAAGGUUACUGUACAGAAUUGUGUAAUGUUAACAUUUCCCCCCCUGUAUAGGGCCUGAUUGGCCAUUUUAAAUAUUAUAAAUAAAUCGGAAAGGAAAGAGAGCAA